This is a messenger RNA of Heteronotia binoei (common prickly gecko), 5983 nucleotides long. RefSeq names its product yippee like 1 (gene YPEL1). Lineage: Eukaryota; Metazoa; Chordata; Lepidosauria; Squamata; Gekkonidae. The record is from RefSeq and is a predicted model, not a curated record. The transcript is spliced from 5 exons. Bases 537 to 896 code for a protein of 119 amino acids.
GGGGGGGCUUAAAAAUCCAAACAAAGCCAAGAGGAGGGGGAGGGGGGGGAGAAAACGAGCCAGAAACGCAAAAUAAGCAGUGUGCGGAUAACAAUAAGGACGGCGCGGCUAUAACGACGACUCAGAAGCCGACGAGCACGAUGAGUCCGUCGCUGGGGGCCCCCGAGGCUCGGGGGGGAGACCGCCUCUGUGGCGACGGCGGCAGUCGAAGCAACAGCGCUUGGCGUUCUCUAUGACCCCCCCCCGCGGCACUUCUUUGGCGAGGGUCCUGGUCGCCCCCAGUGAGGAGACGACGACGCCCCCCUCCGCCGCCGUUUCGUGUGUGAGGAAAAAGCUCUGGCUCCUCGCCGCCGCAGCCCCCCCUCGCACCACAGUUUUGACUGUUUCUUCUGUGGCGUCUGUGUGGAAAGUGCCACACACACUCCAGAACAACAACGGCUUUUGCUUGUAUCUUCCAGUGUUUCUUUUGUCAGCGAGUUCAGCAAAGUUGUAAUUCAAGUGCCAGCCCUGAUCAGAGUGAGGAACCAGCAACAGAGAUGGUAAAAAUGACAAAAUCCAAAACUUUCCAGGCUUACCUGCCAAACUGUCAUCGAACUUACAGCUGUAUCCACUGCAGAGCCCAUCUAGCCAAUCAUGAUGAACUGAUUUCCAAGUCCUUUCAGGGAAGCCAGGGACGAGCCUACCUCUUCAAUUCAGUGGUGAAUGUGGGCUGCGGUCCCGCAGAAGAAAGAGUCCUCCUGACAGGCUUGCACGCAGUAGCAGAUAUUUAUUGUGAAAACUGCAAAACUACUCUCGGGUGGAAAUAUGAACAUGCGUUUGAGAGCAGUCAGAAGUACAAAGAAGGAAAAUUCAUCAUUGAACUUGCCCACAUGAUCAAAGACAAUGGCUGGGAGUAAAAUCAAAUUAUUCUCAUUCUUUGUGGACAAUCUGUGGAACAUGCUUUAUAAAGACUAAUGCAAACAAACAAAACAAGGAUUUUGGUUGAGGUGGCUGAGAAAAAUCACUGAAUUUUUGAAACCUCCAAAAUAAGUAGUGUAAUUUGUGGCAUUUCUCCCUCUUCCCCCCCCCCCCUUCCUUUCUGGGCCAUGUUUUCGCCUUCUCCACUUUGUGUAAGUUCCUCUCUUUUGUAUAUGUAUUCCUGUGUGAACAGUUUUGGAUGAACUUUUUUCUAAGCUCCUGAAUCCUAGAGAAAUAGUUCCUUAAUGGCACAUUAGUUUUGCUGGCUGGCAUCUUAUCUUUCGACCUCUGCCUUUGAACACUCCUUUCCGCUGUGCAUGCUUUCUGUCCCCUACUGUCCCCAAAAUCUUGUUGGAGGCCUGAGCAGAUGGGAGUGGUCUCUCUCCUUUGUACGUAGCAAUUUCUGAGGUCUUUUUGCAGUGCAAAGGCUGCAGCGCUGUAGUAGCUGUUACCGCUUUGGAUAAUUUUUCAUGGACUGCAACCUGCAGGCAUCAUUUUGGCCAGGCUGGUAAGAGCUCAGUCAGUUGUACUGACUGAUGUUAGGGAAGGUUUGAUUUUUUUUUAAAAAAAAGAUUGGUUUGUUUUUAAACAGGCAGGGGAAGGUUGGACAAUAACUUGCAAGGAUAACUAAUACUGUAGAAUAUAUGAUAACCGAAAUCAAUACAUUCCUAAGAAAGUAAAGCUUUGGUCUGUUGUGGAAGAGCUUCUUAUAAAGUCUUCGAGAUCAAAGGGCACAAAUAUAUGCAGCUGUUGUUUUUAAGACGUCAGUGUACAAUGUCUUUGGUACUGUCCCUUUAUUAGGGGACUUGUACAUCACCUUGAGGUUGUAUGGCUGGUUCCAUGUAGCUACCUAGUGUUAAUGCACUGGACAAAGAGGUUGAUAUCAGUGAAGUGGUCUGUUGCUGCUGCCGCUGCAGCUCUUAGACGAAAUAUAUAUAUAUUGCCUGGAGAAAUGGCCAGAGGCUAUAGCUCUUACCACCGUUACCUGUGGCAGGCUGGAAGUUUUGGCAAGCAGGUAAGAAAGUGGCAAAUUGACUUAAAUCUCUUCAUAAAAUAGCAAAAAUAGUUUUUUAAAGGGGGAAGGGGAGGGGGAGGGUGUUUGAUUUGCUGGCUGAAUCAUCCCCAAGCACAUUUUUUGUAAUAAACAGUUUAUGUGAAACAAACAUCAUCUUGUAAUUUUUCCCAGCUGCUCCUUUGUUGGUGGUGGGUUUUUUUAAAGCGAGGUGACUCAAUCAGACACUUCUGUGAUGUGAUGGUGUGUGAGAGGUUCGCUGGAGGGAACUUGCAGGCAUACAGGAGAUUAGAGUGAUUUUAAUGCCUCUCUCUCCCUCUCUCUUUUUGCAUUCAUCUUUGUUCUGAAAUUUGUGAGAAGAAAAAUGUAUGGGAACCUUUUAUACUAACACUCCAUAACCGCUGCUAAUAGCAUGAAUCACAAGAAAGCCUUGCCUUGGAAAAUUCUGUUCCUUUCCUAAUUCAUGGCGCUUUCCAGUGUUCUCUCCUUGCUGGCUGCUGCUAACAUCCUCUGAUGGAGCUUUCAAAUCUCCAUUGCACUUUACCUGUACCUUUCAUGUAGGAGUCAUCUUUCUCUAAAGAUAAGUCCUUUUCCCCCCACCCCCACCCCCUUUGUGGCGGAGGAAUUCUUUCCCAAUUUAAAAUAUCUGGGAAGUAAUAUGGUUACACUGUGAUGCAAAAAGGAUAUUGACUUUACCUAUUUAAAUAUAUAUAUAUAUAGUUACCUCUUAGGCAUUCAAAUCCAAAGAGCUGUAUCAGUGACAGCUAGAUUCAAAUUUUUGUUUUGCCGAAUGUCAUUUUAUUCUGGUGCUUUAUUUAACGUGAACGAGUUUGGAUCCGUGAAUCUUCAGUACAGUACUUGAUCGCAAGUGCACUGUAAGCAAGAUUAACCUUGAUUUGCUUCUAGACAGAUGCUUUUUCGGUGACUGUAGUGCUACCACUCUUAAGUGAACAGGAAGUUCUUUAAAGAGGAAGUUCUUCCUAGCAAGGAGCUUGGACUCUAUGGUGGCUGGUUUAGUCUUAACCAUUCCCCAUAUGCCAUCAUUGUUGAUUUUUCUGGUCUAUUUGGACUGUCAGCAGUCAGCAUGGGUACUGCAGAUCUUCCGGGUCUGUGACACUUGCGGGCAUCUCUUGUGAUCGUGCCCUAGCAAAAUAUCAAUAACCCAAGUCAUACAUCACUUUUCAGUUGUUUUGAUUGGGAGGCCUAGUUUUCUCCUCUUCCCUCUAUCCCUUUAUUGCUUACAGCAGAAACAAUGAAUAACUUGAAUUCUUUUCCCUCUGGUACAGCAUCCACUGCCAACAACUGAAGUACCAAUGUUGUAAGCAGUAAGCUGUUUUUGUGUUGGCUCCCGAUGCUAGCUGUAACAAGUACCAUCUUUGGAAGUGUUCCUAGAUGUGUGUCUCUGUCAGUAGCAUGGCUUUGAUCAGUUGGAAGAAUUUAUCUUACCUGUAAGAAUCAGAUUGCAAGUUUGAAGGAGGGGCAUGAGACAAAGCAAUGAAGGGGGCACAUCUUUGGAGAGCAGGACAGCCUCUUUUUUAUCAGUGCAUUAUUUGUAUUCCAGGUGUAAGUCACUGUAUUCCAAGCGUAAGUCACGCACCAAUGCAUGUAACUGAAACCGUCAGCCUUUUUUCCCCCAAGGUGGAAAAAGCACUUGGGGGAUUGACUGUCAUACAUCACUUUUGAUUGUGACUGAAAGGGGUGUUUAUCCCUUUUAUGCCUCAAAUCACUCUUCUCCCCACACUCUCCCCUUGCAAGGGCAAGUGUGCGUUUGAAACUUGGGGACAGGAGAAGCUACUAGAAGUAUGUGUGACUUAACAGCAUCUUGUUACUCUUUCUCCACUCUCUUCCCCCCUCCCCAAAGCAGUUUUCAGCAUAAGAAAAGGGCUGUUGGGCUUCAGCUGCAUUCAUUUGCAGGGACCCUAGGUGUCUUCUACUCUAAUCCUUGAGUUGAUCUGGAUGCCAAAAGCUGAGAUUCUGAAAGGUUGGCACCUGGAAUAUCAAACUGAAGAUCAAUACAACUGUGGUGCAAACACGCAGUUAAGAAUAUCUAACAGAGCAAUAUUGUAUGAUUCUGAAAAAGGGACGGGAGAAUUUGUGGAGAAUUUAAAACUGAUACCACAAGUAUCAAGUAGCAUCUGGGGCGGGGGGGCGGGUUGGUUAGUUAACUAUUUUGUACGUUCCAUUGGAGGAGACUCUAAAAUUGGCUGCUUUGAUUGGGCAGUUUUGGUGAAAAUAGACUCCAGAUACUGAUAGAUGUUGGUUGAGUAUAAAUACAGAUCAGUCUGGUUACUGACCUUUCCAGCAUUACAUAAAAACAUAAUACUUGAAGAGCAUUUUGCAAAGAGCAUUUUUCCCUAUAACCGUUUUUUUUGGUAACGUAUUGUAUUUAAGGUUUUUGUGUGUUCUUUCUGGGCAAGUGGACGCUUCCCCUCUGACUUGAGCACUUUUGUUUCCUGUUAUAUUUUAUUACUGUUGGUCUUAACAUUUAUUUUGUAUUUUUUUAAUAAAUCGUAACAAUUUGCGUGGGGGUUGGGGUGUGAAUUUCGAGUGUGUUAUCUGCUAGGGUUUUGCGUUUUGUUCUGGGUUAUAUAUGAAUGGACUACAAGCUGGUUCUUGGAAAGAAUGUUCAUUUGCACAGACGAGAAUGUGCUAGCAAAAACGUACAUGUAUUGAAGUAUUCCUCCCCCUUUUGAACUCAAUAUUCAACUUUAUCACCAAACAGUGUGACUUGGCUGAGGACCAGUUUGGUUGCUUUGAAAACCUCCAACUCCAUGGAGGGAGGCACAUGGAGGAAGGAGUGCCGUAGCCUGUGCAGCCAGCCUGAUGCACACGGGGACCUGACUCCAAGGAUGAACACAGAAGCCAUGGCCGCCAGCACUGGUUGCACCAGAUUGGAUGUUUCUUCCUCUGCACAAAAUCGUCUUUGGGGUGUGCUGUGCAUGGAGGAUUUUGGUGCAUCUCAGUUGACCCUGUGGAUGACCUGUUUCUUGUUUUCUAGUUCCUGUGGCUUGAAUGUUACCGUACUGAAAAGUGGCUCCAAUGUGGCCAUUAUUCCUCUGUCUUAACAACUUUUGCUGCUUUUUUUUUAACCAUCAGAAGAAAUUGCCCCACCUCCAACCUCUUUCUAAGUUGCAACGCUCACCCUGUGUCUCAAAUGAGGGCUUGCUUUUCCACCUCACGGUUUGUUUUGUACAUGUGGGCUUGACUUGGUGUACUAACUAUCACAAAUUGCUUAUUUAACAAUCCACAGCAUCUCUCUGACCACAGCCUUCAAUAAAAAUGGGGGCUCAAGAGAGUGGCUUUUUCAUUUGGCUAACAGUUUAAUUUAUAGGUUUGGAGACAGAGCUAUACUGAAGUUUGUCCUGUUGCAUGUCUUAAAACAUGGCAAGUUAAAAUUUACCCCUUAUCUUAAAAGAUAAGAUGCUCAGCUUGCUUGGCAUCUUAUCUUUUAGAACCAUGUGGCAGUUUGUUGGAAGUUUACAAAGUCAAGGUUUAAAUCAAAGUAACUAGUUAUAUUUUGAGGGGAAAGGAGAGCCCCCGGGUCAGCAUCAGUAGGGGUGUACUCCGCUUGAUUUUGAAUGCACUUGCAGUUAAAGAAUCUUACAAAACACUGAUCUGUUCUUGUCUGCCAUGAUAACUUUGUUUAUAUUGUCAUACCCAGAUAGCUGCAUGCUUUAAAAACAUCCAGGUUGUACAAGGAGGAGUAAGAAUGGAAGCAAGCGUUCAAACUAAUGAUUUAGUAGCAUCAUGUACUGUACUAUUUGUGUAAACCGACUAGUAAUAUAACUUAUUUGUUGUAAAGAACAGGAAUUUCAGAAACCUCAUAGGGUCAAACACACGAGUCAGAGGUGGCCAUUGAUGUGCCUCGUUGCUGGAACACUUUUGAAAUUCUUUCUUUUACAGCUGAUAUGGCUUCUUUCUGGUUUUUGUCUUAGCAAUACUGUACACAAUUUGUUGUUUCAUUUUGUUGUAUCUAUUUGAGGUAUCACAAUAAAAGCUUUCAGUUUUAUUGAA